Molecule: messenger RNA, 2080 nt
Organism: Mobula hypostoma (lesser devil ray)
Lineage: Eukaryota; Metazoa; Chordata; Chondrichthyes; Myliobatiformes; Myliobatidae
Gene: cnih3
Product: cornichon family AMPA receptor auxiliary protein 3
Exons: 6
Coding region: 309-884 (191 amino acids)
Biological process (GO): endoplasmic reticulum to Golgi vesicle-mediated transport; regulation of AMPA receptor activity
Cellular component (GO): synapse; COPII-coated ER to Golgi transport vesicle; dendrite
Source: RefSeq, a predicted model, not a curated record
UCUCCUCUCUCUCUGGUUAAAAAAUUGGAUCUCACGGUUCCUGAGGAAAGGCGUAAUUCAGAUCAACAACUCCCAAGUAUUGAGUGGAAAGGGAUUUGAUGCUCUCUGUCUCGAAAGAGCCGAAGGUUGGAUCUGGCGCGACCUGGAGUGACUGACUGAAAGUAUGUAAAGGGAGCCGAGUACCCGGUGGAAAUUGAAUGUUUGGGCACACAAGCGGAGAUCGGCGCUGAGUCCCUCGGAGAAGUGGGACUCGGAUCCGAUGGGAAUUGUGGAAACUUGGAAGCAAAUCGCCAGCAUUGUGAAAAAUUAUGGCGUUUACAUUCGCUGCUUUCUGUUACAUGCUUUCGCUGGUGCUGUGCUCCUCGCUUCUUUGCUUCGCCAUCUGGAACAUAAUUGCAUUUGAUGAAUUGCGUACAGAUCUCAGGAGCCCUGUAGACCAGUGCAAUCCACUCCAUGCACGAGAAAGACUGAGAAAUAUCGAGCGGAUCUGCUUCUUACUGAGGAGGGUGAGUGACUUGGUGAAGAAGACAUUCUGGGGGUGCUGGUGUAUAUGGAUGCUGUGUGACCUGGUGCAUUGGGGACGUAUGUGGCAUAUCAAGCUGGUGCUACCAGAAUAUUCCAUUCAUGGCUUGUUCUGUAUCAUGUUCCUGUGUGCGCAAGAAUGGCUGACGUUAGGUCUCAAUAUUCCCCUGCUCUUCUACAACCUUUGGAGAUACUUUCACAGCCCUGCAGAGAGCAACGAAUUAAUGUAUGAUCCAGCAACAGUGAUGAAUGAUGAAACUCUCAACUACUGUCAGAAGGAAGCCUGGUGCAAGAUGUCCUUCUACCUGAUGUCCUUUUUCUACUACCUUUACUGUAUGAUUGACACGCUGGUCAGCAACUAACCAGGAGGACAUGGUGGUGGCGACUGAAACAGACCCUGAGAGACUGACAUGGCGGAGAUACUGAAUUCAAUCCUUGCCACAUUUGCACAAAACCUUGGAGCAACCAUUUGAAAUUAGCCCUUUGUUCCUGCCCUUCCCACACCAAACUAUGAGAUAGUGGAUCAGAAUCAGCUCUUUACUCCCAACCGCUUUUAUACUAAACAAUGAGGCCAAGAGUCUGAAAUGCCUCCUCAUCUCCUGCCCCUUGGAACCAAACCAUGUGGCUAAACUUCAGAAUCAUCCCUUCACCCCCAACUUCUCUUACAACAAACCAUGGACAGAGGGUGAGAAUUGUGUGUUCAAUGCCAACGGCUGCCAUUAGAAGGUACAUUUACCAUGCUGGUACUGUACAGGAUUAAAUUCCUGAACUAAAUGCAGCUUCCUUAUAAAAGAAGGACAAACACAUUGUUUGCAAAUCUUUAAAGGUGAAAACGUCCAUCUGUUUCUUCCAUAUAUCCAUUGAUAUCCACUGGGACCCCUCUUACCAAGGGAACUAUAUACUAGGACAACUUUCACUGAGGCAGGAACUACCAGGACCACCUUCACUGAGGGUGCUAUCCUUCUGGAUCCCAUUCAGUGAAGGGGAAAUCCAUCCAGACCUCUAAUCCCAACCCUAACCACCCUCACCACGUCACAAUGAGAAAAUUCAUUAAACAACUCAACCUAAACUGCUCCAAGCUGAACACAACGCCGUUCCUAUGGUCAACACCGAAUGAAUCUGUUCUAUUUUCAAACUAACUGCACUUACCAUUACAGUUUCUUAAUACCAUUCUAUAAAGAUUCCUGACAUCCACAUUUAGAAUAUAUUCAAUCCUGUGGGAAACCAAGGUGAUUUUUGUACUGUUUUAGAUAGUAGUAUUUAUCCAGGCUUACGCCUGUGGGGGAAUAUGAGGAAACUGUAAUAAUGUUUAGAUGUAAUUUGGCGCAUUCAUUGGCCUAUACCACACUAACACCUUUAAGAGACAAACACACAUUUGUUGGCUACGUCUGAUGGAGCCUACGGAAGUAAGACUGAAAUAAUGGUCUCUUUAAUAUUUCUUGUACGGGAUACUUGUAAUAUACUCUGAUAAUAAACAGUGCAUCAAGGAGAUUUGUUUGUGACUGAAUGUUUGGUGAUCUCUAAGCUGUGUAAACUUGUGAUUUGACUCAAAGUGUCA